This is a messenger RNA of Adineta steineri, 1164 nucleotides long. NCBI's taxonomy places the organism in Eukaryota, Metazoa, Rotifera, Eurotatoria, Adinetida, Adinetidae. The record is from the annotation of a GenBank genome assembly.
AUGGAAACAAAUUUAACAGAAUCAGAAAUAUCAAUAUCAAUAACAAAUACAAAUUUAUUAAAUAAAUAUAUGCGUUUAACCAAUCUUACUUUUUCAUGUACUGGUGUUAUAAGUAAUUUUAUUCUAUUAAUUAUACUUUUAUUACUUGGUCGUCAUCAAUGUACAACCUAUUUUAUCUUAAUAAUAAUGACUAUAUGUGAUCUUCUCUAUUGUAUAGUAUAUACGAGUAUCUUAUUAACUAUUGAUUAUUAUCUCAAUAUAAUAAAUCAUCAAAUUUUAUGUCCUCUAUCAUUCUUUUUAACACCAUUUACAUUUACGGGAUCGACAUUAUUAUUAUUUAUUUGUCUAUUACAUUUGAUAACGGAUUAUGUACGUCGAUAUGAUACUGUUUUAGGACAAAUAGGUGGACGUUUAUCUGUUGUAUUUAUUUUUGCAUUUAUUAUUAUUCGAAGUGUUCUUGGUUCAACAUCAAUUGAAUUAAUAUCUGAUUCAUCAAUGUCUCAUAUUCAACAUUGUACUAUUGAUAUAAAUACAUCAGACCUUGUUUCACGUGUACAAAAAAUCAAUCAUAUAUUUGCUGAAGUAACUGAUAUACUUGUUUAUUUUGGUUGGAUUAUUAUGGUCUUCAUGUAUUUCAUAUCUGUAUUUCGAUAUAAAAAUUCUUUAAAAAAAACUCAUAGAGAAACAAAUCAUUUACCAAAUCCAUUUGUUUCUGUUCUUAUGAUAAGAAAAGGUCAACAAGAAAAUCAAGAACGAUUAACAAAUAAACAACGACAUAAUGAUAUAUCAUUAAUUAUUUUAUCAAUAAGUUGUAUGUCAAUUCCAUUUUAUUUACCUGUUAUGAUAAAUAAAUUUACAACCAUGGAUCUUAUUUAUCGUAAUAAAACAUUUUUAACUGAUUCACAAAUAUAUUUUCUACAAAGUAUUCAACAAACAACACAUUUAUUUUGUUUAACAAUAAGAUUUAUUCCGUAUUUUAUAUUUGAUAAACGUAUACGUUCAUUUCUUCAUCGAAUGAUUGGAAUGAAAAUUGAAAGAAAAAAAUCAUCGAAGAAAAAAGGAAAAUAUAUACAAAAAUAUAUUUGUCGUUGUCAAUGUUCUCGUCGACAACAAUCGUUAGAAUUAAAUCAAAAUCCAUAUGAGCAUAAACAAAUUGAAAUUUAA